AAUAUCACAAGCCAUGAAUAUGGAAGCUGCUGUAACAGAGCGCUUACAAAAACUGAGACAGUGGCAAGCAGAACAGCAGGAGAAACUUUUCAAGGAGCAACAGAUGCAAAGGGAGAUUUUGAGUCACGAACAGGAUCGUAUUUACAAAGCACUCGGUAUUUCUGUACAUGAUCUUCAAGACAUCAUGGAGAAUACAGAUAAUGAGUUAAUUAUUCACAGCAUGAUAAAUGAGGGUGAAAUAAUGUCAAAAAGUUUGGACGGUGCUUUAAGCGAAACAAAGAAACGAAUAGUAAAAAAUAUUAACGCUUCCUGUGAAGACCACAAUAAUGAAGAAGAAGAAGAAGAAACCGAGGUCUCUAAUUGUAUGUCUGAAGCCGUCAAUAGCAGCAGAAAUUCUACGAAGGAUCUUAGUUUCAGUAUAUUGCAAAAGAAACAAUUGGACGCUAAUAUGUUGAUAGAAGGAGUAGCUCCGUUGUCGCUGACUAAUGUAGCGUCGAAUAAACAUGUCUCCCUGGAUGAUAUGCCUGUUCCUUCGUCUAAGAAAGAUUUCCAGACGUUACUGGAAGAGAAAUUGAACGGAGAAUCUGCAGUCUUGCCAAGCAGCGACUCGCAGACCAAGACAAAGAAACCAUUCCUGAGGAAGGGUCAAGGUUUAUCGAGGUUUAAGAUUUCUGCCCACCCAACGACUGCGAGAAGGCGUAGUGCAUCUUUGUCCGUUAACACGCAACAUGUCGACAGAACAGAUAGAAGCACCAAAGCCACAGUGGAAAAAGAUGCACUCUCGGAGCAGAAAUUAAAUAGAAAGCAGCAAUCGUCUUCUGUCCUGUCGUCGAGAGGAAAAGUUUCUCAUAAAUCUGUCACACCUGUUAAACGAGCGACCACUACUCCUAACGGAGCUAGACAUCUCGCGGAAACAAGCGUUUCCGAUUUCGACUCGAAGGUGCAGAGGGAACUGGAGGAGGUAAGAAUAUUUGAGCUCUUGGAGGAAAAGGCGGAGAACUCGAGUUUCUGUUCGACGUCGAGCACAGUACUUGCGUUUUUGCAGCAGUCCACGCCGUUUAAAGUGAGGGAAAGGCUGAACCGCUCAGAAAGCGAGGUCGGUGUCGCGGUGAGCACGAAGCAACGGCACGAGCGACUGAGCGCAGCACGCCGAUGUGAGCGAUUCGAAUCUCCUCAGCGUUCUUACACCGCCGGUGUUAUUCACUCCUACUGGGAUACGAUAACUAUCGAUGACUCGGCGGAAGAAGAGGCGCCGAAGCGUCCUCCGAUGAUCGAUGAGAUUUCACGAAGCGACGAAGAUCGCCACACACCGUGCGACGAACGUGCCGGCACCUGCCUGUCGUUGACGGACAGCGACGAGGAGAGAGACGUUACCAUGGAGGAUCCUCGCGACGAUCAUCCGGACUCGGCGAGCCACCGCGUCAGGUUCUCGGAACACAACGAGUACAGAACGAUAGACCUGGGGAACGCCUCCAACGCGUCGAGCAGAUCCUCGGUGGGAUGUUACCUCGAGCGAGAGAACGGUAAGGAGCGUUCCACCACUUCGUCGGAAUCGUCCGACGUGUCCGAUCGGGAAGUGAACGGCAAUGAGAGGGCGGUCAACGCGUCGAUACAGUUGUCUUUGCAGCAGAGUAUCACGGAGAACUCGUAUUAUCGGAUAAUGAAAGCGUUGAGUGUCUCCGAGGAAGACAACUCUGCGGGCUGCGAGGACGAAUCGCCUGGCGGCGAUAACGAAAAAGUCGUCGAAGCGUACGACGAGGAGCAACCAUCCGUCUUAUCAUCGUCGUCGUCGUCAUUGUCGUCAUUGUCCGAUGUUCACCGGGAGUCGACUCAGAGAAAAGAAUACGCGCUGAAGAGCGAGCCAGCGACGGAGAAGGCUGACAAGACCUUCGAACCGGAACUCCUGAAGAGCCGUCUGUUGGAACUGGAGAAGGAGAUCGACAUAUUUCGGAAGGAGAGUUCGGCCCUGCUGCUGCAACGCCGGAAGCUGCAGGAAGACCAGACGACGCUGCGCAAGGAGUACGCGGAGAAGGAGAGGAGUUUCGAGGAGAGCAAGAGAAGAGUGCAGAUUCAGUUGGAGGAGGAAAAGAAGAGGCUGGCGCGCGAGAAGGCGGCGAUGGAGAGCAGAAUUCGGGACGCUCAGGAGAAGGCGAGGCAGAACAAGGCGGAGAGGCGGAAGGCGCAGAGUCUGGAGGACGAAUUGGAGAGACUGAGGGACGAAUUGAACAUCAAGGAGAGCAGGUGGAGCGCCGCCGAAUCGCGGCACAAGAGCGAACUGCGCGCGCUACGAACGGAAAUCUCGAAGCUGAAGCAAGAAAUAGCGAGUAUGCAAGCCGCCAAGAGAACGAACUUGAAGAACGCCCGAAAGACAGGGCAGGCAGUGCCCGCGAAGACUGCCGAUCGCCGUGUUAACAAACCCGUCGUCGCGACUUCCGCCAGGGAAAACGCCCCAGCGAAAACGCCCCGACGAUCGUCGGCCGUCUCGCCGGACGUUUCUGUGCACGAGGAAGACGACGAGGAGGAAAAGAACGAAGACGAGCCGGCCGCGAGAGCGUCCGAUGGGAGCCGAGCGGGCGACCACGCAGCCCCGAAGAAGAGGGAAUCCAAGCGAGAACGGGAGGUCGCGUCGAAGUGCAGCGAAAAAUCCGCGAACGAGGCGCGGCGCAAGCGGGAUCUCUACAAAAAUUUACUGAACGACGCUAUGUCGGAUCUCCUGGCGAACCCGAGCUCGCCUUACGUUGCUACGCAGGAUGCGAGCGCGCAACACGGCGAUGAAUCCUGCCCCAGUUCGGCGAACGAGAAUCUCGAGGGUGCAACGGCGAACAUUACAGAACGUUGCAACAGGUCGUGCCGGGUGGACGAUGACGAGGAGGACGCGGCGGGAGCGCAAGAUCGAGAUGUGUCGCUUCGUCGGCGAGCCGGCAGCGCACCGAACACCAGCAAGGAUAUCGUGAGGCAGAUCGAACAUUCGGACGGACGGAUUGAAUACUGGUAUCCGAACGGCAACGUGAAGAAGGUCUUCCCCGAGCAAGGAAUGACGAAGAUGAUCUAUUACAACGGAGACGUCCGCGAGACCGAGCGGGACGGCCGGGUCAAGUACUUUUACGCCACGACUCGCACGUGGCACACCACCACCCCCGACGGCCUGGAGAUCUUGGAGUUUCCCGACGGUCAGGUGGAGAGGCGCACAUCCGACGGUACUGUCCAGGUAUCCUUCCCGGACGGCGCUACGCGAAUAGCGCAGGCGAACGGCACGGAGAAGUGGAUGUUACCGGACGGCACGGUGGCGCAGACCUUCGUCAACGGCGACAAGGUCCUCACCUUUCCAAAUGGCCAAAGAGAAGUCCACACGAAGGAGCACAAGAGACGAGAAUAUCCCGAUGGCACUGUGAAGCUGGUGUACGCGGAUGGUACCCAAGAAACGCGUUAUUCCAGCGGGAGGAAAAGACUAAGGGACAAGGAUGGGAAUCUCCUGAUGGAUUCGUACGACACUUGAGCUCUUCCUCCAGGCUGGAGUUCGUCAAGGGCUCCUCCUCGGGUUUAGUUUCACGGAAAUCGCGAACUCGCAUCGUUACUCAUUGCGCACUCGCAAGCGUUGCAACGCAAGCUGCCAGUAAAAUGUUGUGUACAGAUACUAUUUUUAUACGGCGAAUGACGAGCGAAUGAUGAAUGAAUGUUGCGAGUGAAGGUAAUGUUGAGAAUAAAGAGUAAAUUUGUUCGACAAAU
Dinoponera quadriceps is the source of this 3726-nucleotide messenger RNA. RefSeq names its product centromere protein J (gene Sas-4). Gene Ontology annotation, cellular component: centriole; centrosome; nucleus. Bases 14 to 3496 code for a protein of 1160 amino acids. Gene Ontology annotation, molecular function: tubulin binding. The record is from RefSeq and is a predicted model, not a curated record. Lineage: Eukaryota; Metazoa; Arthropoda; Insecta; Hymenoptera; Formicidae. The transcript has 3 exons. Gene Ontology annotation, biological process: centriole elongation; cilium assembly.